AUAAUCUACCUGAGCUUUGGUACUACUUUCGUUGCACAAGUUACAACUCUCUGGUUUCAUACCUUUUCACUAACGUUUUGAGAUUAAUUAAUGGCAAAUGAUAACUUGAAAGUGCUUAAUGCCCUUGAUAUCGCCAAGACUCAAUGGUACCAUUUCACCGCCAUUGUUAUCGCCGGCAUGGGUUUCUUCACCGACGCCUACGAUCUCUUCUGCAUCUCUCUUGUUACCAAAUUGCUCGGCCGGAUUUACUAUCACGACUACGGCGACGAUAAGCCCGGUUCCCUACCACCCAACGUCUCAGCAGCAGUCAACGGCGUCGCCUUUUGUGGUACCCUAGCCGGUCAACUCUUUUUCGGGUGGCUCGGUGACAAAAUGGGCCGGAAAAAAGUUUACGGGAUGACCCUUAUGCUUAUGGUUAUUUGCUCCAUCGCUUCUGGACUUUCGUUCAGCAGCGAGCCGACGGCGGUUAUGGCCACCCUUUGCUUCUUUCGGUUUUGGCUUGGUUUUGGGAUCGGCGGUGAUUACCCUCUUUCCGCCACCAUCAUGUCGGAAUACGCCAAUAAGAAAACUCGAGGGGCGUUUAUAGCGGCGGUUUUCGCCAUGCAAGGGUUUGGGAUUUUGACAGGUGGGAUGGUGGCGUGCAUCGUCUCGGCCGCGUUUAAGUCGAAAUUUCCGGCUCCGGCAUACGAGGUGGAUCAGUUGGGGUCGACGGUGCCGGAAGCCGAUUACGUGUGGCGGAUAAUUUUAAUGUUCGGCUCAAUUCCCGCUUUAAUGACGUAUUAUUGGCGGAUGAAGAUGCCGGAAACCGCUCGGUACACGGCCUUAGUUGCGAAAAAUGCGAAACAAGCGGCGGCGGACAUGUCGAAAGUGUUGCAAGUCGAGCUCGAAACUGAUCAAGAGAAACCAUCCGAGACCCGAAAGAACGAGUUCGGGCUCUUCUCGAAGCAAUUCCUCCAACGACACGGGUUACAUUUGCUCGGAACAACUAGCACGUGGUUCUUGCUCGAUAUCGCGUUUUACAGCCAAAACCUAUUCCAGAAGGACAUUUUUAGUGCGAUUGGAUGGAUCCCGCCUGCAAAAACAAUGAACGCAAUCCAAGAGGUUUUCAAAAUCUCGAGAGCUCAAACGCUCAUUGCGCUUUGUAGUACGGUCCCGGGAUACUGGUUCACUGUGUUUUUUAUUGAUAGGAUCGGGAGAUUCGCUAUCCAAUUGAUGGGGUUCUUCUUCAUGACUGUCUUCAUGUUCGCCCUCGCGAUUCCUUACCAUCACUGGACACAAAAAGAAAACCGAAUUGGAUUCGUUAUCAUCUACGCUCUGACGUUUUUCUUCGCGAAUUUCGGACCAAAUGCCACUACAUUUGUCGUUCCGGCUGAAAUAUUUCCAGCACGACUCCGGUCGACAUGCCAUGGGAUAUCGGCGGCUUCUGGCAAGGCAGGGGCAAUAAUUGGUGCUUUUGGGUUCUUGUAUGCGGCUCAGAGCCAAGACAGUUCAAAAACCGAUAAAGGGUACCCGCCCGGAAUCGGAGUCAAAAACUCACUCAUCGUUCUCGGGGUUGUGAAUUGUCUCGGGAUGUUGUUUACGUUCUUGGUACCGGAAUCGAAUGGCAAGUCCUUAGAGGAAAUGUCGAGGGAAAACGAGGGGGAGGACGAAGAAGUCGUUGAGAUGGACCACGUUAGGGCUCAUGAAAAUAGAACAGUCCCAGUUUAAACUGGUUAUAAAUACGGUUUUGUUUUUCUUUGAAAAAAAUCAGAUAGUUUUAUAAACUAAAAGGUCUAAAACGAGGUUAUGCUCUAGCAUACGAUGCUUCGGAUCAUAGACAUAACGUACGUGGGACGAGGUCAUUAGCAUAUGCUACUUAAACUUGGUUUAUACGUACUUAUAAACUUAAUUUCACCGAGUAAUGAAAGUAGAGGAAAGCAUUAUACUUUUAU
Cynara cardunculus var. scolymus (artichoke) is the source of this 1931-nucleotide messenger RNA. RefSeq names its product probable inorganic phosphate transporter 1-7. Bases 91 to 1707 code for a protein of 538 amino acids. Gene Ontology annotation, biological process: phosphate ion transport; transmembrane transport. The transcript is spliced from 2 exons. The record is from RefSeq and is a predicted model, not a curated record. Gene Ontology annotation, cellular component: membrane. Gene Ontology annotation, molecular function: phosphate transmembrane transporter activity. NCBI's taxonomy places the organism in Eukaryota, Viridiplantae, Streptophyta, Magnoliopsida, Asterales, Asteraceae.